AUUAUUCUUUAAAGUUAUUUUAGAUAAUGCUUGCUUUAAACUUGAUGAUGUCUUAUUUUGUGUCGCUUUUCUUUUGAGUUCCUUUAGGAUUGUGUUUGCGGUUAACGCACUAAUGUUUUAUUUUGUGCCAUUAUUCAUUAAGUUCCUUCAAGCUAAUGCUUGCUUUAAACAUGAUGAUGCCUUAGUUUAAGUUCCUUCAAGCUAAUGCUUGCUUUAAACAUGAUGAUGCCUUAGUUUAAGUUCCUUCAAGCUAAUGCUUGCUUUAAACAUGAUGAUGCCUUAGUUUGUGCUACUAUGUUUUAAAGUUCCUUUAGAUCCUUUCGUUCUGCACUAAAUAUUAUAGAAAGAUAUGUCCUUUAGUGGUUUAGAUAUUUUCUAUAAUAUUUUGUAUUUGUCUCAAGGUUUACAAUUUUGUAUAUUGGCACUAUACCAGACGAGGUUAUGAUUGGUGUUAUAUUGUUCGUUAUUGGUUGUGUAUUGGCACUAUACCAGAUGAGGUUACGGAUUAUAGAGUAUAUAUUGUACUGUCUUAUAUUAUCAAGUGGGGUACCCAUCAUAUACUAACUAUUAGUGAUCUUAUUGCUGACAUAUUAUCUGUUAGUGAUCUUGUUUGUCUGUCAGUUUAUAGGUUGGUUUAAAACGUUGAUCAGUAUGACAAACCUUAAUGUAUACAUAAUAUCUUUUACUUGAAAUUGUUAGAUGUUUGUAUGUUAUUCCUGUCAUGUGUGGAACCCCUUCUUUGCAAUGGUAAGUGAGAAAUUAUUUUUCAACUAGAUAGAAGUAAGUGUGAAGAAAUUAUAAUUUGAUGGAGAAUAAAAUAUUAUCGCGUUUGUUCUGUCUUCCACCCUAUUCCCUCCACAUCUCCAUUAAUGUCUUUUCUUUAGUUGGUAGCAUGACACUAACUUUAUUUGGAUUUGAAUAUAAAAGACACUCUUGUGUUGUUCGUCCAGCUAAUAAAAGUAUUUUUCUUUUAGAAAAAAAAAAGAAGAAGAGUUAAUGCAGGUAUAACUUUGCAACUACCCUACUCACCACCCUUGCCUUGGCUGCCACAAGACUUUGGGAGAGAGCUACUCUACUCCCACUCUGAUCAAAGAUGGCCGUUGUUCUUGAUGCCUUCAUCUCCGGGCUGCUCGGUACGUUGAAGGACAUGGCUAAAGAGAAGUUGGACUUGCUGUUGGGCGUCCCCGGGGAGAUCCAAAAGCUCCGACGCUCUCUCCGCAACAUCCACUCUGUCCUUCGCGACGCCGAGAAGCAGCGGAUCGAGAACGAGGGCGUCAACGACUGGCUGAUGGACCUCAAGGACUUCAUGUACGACGCCGACGACCUCCUCGACGAGUGCCGGAUGGAGGCCCAGAAGUGGACUCCUCGUGAGUCCGAUCCGAAGCCGUCCACCUCGUGCGGAUUUCCCUUCUUUGCUUGCUUUCGCGAGGUCAAGUUCAGACAUGAGGUGGGCGUCAAAAUCAAGGAUCUCAACGAUCGGCUGGAAGAGAUCUCGGCCGGAAGGUCCAAGCUGCAACUCCAUGUGUCUGCGGCCGAACCAAGGGUGGUUCCUCGAGUUAGUCGCAUAACUUCCCCCGUGAUGGAGUCUGACAUGGUUGGCCAGCGACUGGAGGAGGACUCCAAGGCACUGGUGGAGCAGCUGACAAAGCAAGAUCCGAGUAAGAACGUGGUGGUGCUGGCAAUUGUGGGGAUCGGUGGCAUCGGAAAGACCACCUUCUCUCAGAAGGUGUUCAAUGAUGGUAAAAUCAAAGCCAGCUUCCGCACCACCAUCUGGGUGUGCGUGUCCCAAGAGUUCAGCGAGACGGAUCUCCUCGGAAACAUCAUCGAAGGUGCUGGUGGAAAAUAUAAUAGAGAACAGAGCAGGAGUCUGCUGGAGCCCUUGGUGGAGGGUCUCCUGAGAGGGAACAAGUUCUUGCUGGUGUUGGAUGAUGUUUGGGAUGCUCGGAUCUGGGACGACUUGCUCCGCAAUCCUUUGCAGGGAGGAGCAGCAGGCAGCAGGGUGCUGGUGACAACCAGAAACGCAGGGAUCGCGAGGCAAAUGAAGGCGGCCCACGUCCACGAGAUGAAGCUGCUGCCUCCGGAGGAUGGCUGGUCCCUCCUGUGCAAGAAGGCGACGAUGAAUGCAGAGGAGGAAAGGGAUGCCCGAGAUCUAAAGGACACAGGCAUGAAGAUUGUUGAGAAAUGCGGAGGGCUUCCCCUGGCCAUCAAGACCAUCGGAGGGGUCCUCCGCGACAGAGGACUCAACAGAAGUGCGUGGGAGGAAGUUCUCCGCAGCGCCGCAUGGUCACGGACCGGGCUUCCCGAAGGUGUGCACCGAGCACUGAAUCUGAGCUACCAAGACUUGCCGUCCCAUCUGAAGCAAUGCUUUCUCUACUGUGCCUUGUUCAAAGAAGACUAUGUGUUUGCCAGGUCUGACAUCAUCAAAUUAUGGAUAGCCGAAGGGUUUGUCGAAGCACGAGGAGAUGUCAGCUUGGAGGAAACUGGGGAGCAAUAUUACAGUCAGCUGCUUCAUAGGAGCCUUCUACAAUCGCAACCUUUCGGUCUGGAAUACAAGAAUUAUUCAAAGAUGCAUGACCUGCUGCGAUCGCUCGGUCAUUUCCUCUCGAGAGAAGAGAGCUUGUUCAUUAGUGACGUGCAAAACGAGUGGAGAAGUGGUGCCGCCCUGAUGAAGCUACGUCGGCUGUCGAUUCGGCUCGCUGUAACCACGGACAUCCAGCAUAUCGUCAAUUUGACCAAGCGACAUGAGUCAGUGAGGACAUUGUUAGUGGAGGGAUCACGCGGCAUUGUGGGGGAUGUAGAUGAUUCCUUGAAGAACCUUGUGCGACUUCGAGUCCUGCACAUUAAGUACACAAAUAUCGAGAGCAUAUCACACUAUAUCGGAAAUUUGAGACACUUGAGAUACUUGGAUGUGUCUCGUAGCCAUAUAACGGAGCUUCCAGAAAGCAUAUGCAAUCUGACGAAUUUGCAGUUUUUGAUCCUCCAAGGAUGUUUCAAGUUGAGACAGAUCCCCCAGGGUAUAGAUAGGCUGGUCAAUCUAAGGACACUCGAUUGUAAAGAAACACGCUUGGAGAGCUUACCAUGUGGAAUAGGAAGGUUGAAGCACCUCAAUGAACUCCAAGGAUUCGUGGUGAACACGGCUACUGGUUCGUGCCCAUUGGAAGAAUUAGGCAGCCUCCAGGAGCUCAGAUACCUCUCCAUUCACAGGUUGGAGAGGGCGUGGCUGGAAGCUGAACCGGGAAGGGAUACGAGCGUAUUAAAAGGUAACCAUAAACUGAAGAAUCUACAUUUACAUUGCUCAUCCACACCGACAUCCGAUGGUCACACUGAGGAACAGAUCGAAAGAAUCGAGAAGGUGUUGGAUGUGGCACUUCAUCCACCAUCGUCUGUUGUUUCGCUCACGUUAGACAAUUUCUUCGGCCUCCGGUACCCCAGCUGGAUGGCGUCUGCAAGCAUCAGUUCGCUUCUUCCAAACAUAAGCCGCUUGGAACUAAUUCACUGCGUUCAGUGGCCACUGCUUCCACCGCUAGGGAAGCUCCCCAGUUUGGAGUUUCUUAAAAUAGGAGGUGCACGUGCAGUGACCACCAUCGGACCGGAAUUUUUUGGGUGUGAAGCUGCUGCUACUGGUCAUGAACGGGAACGGAAUUCAAAGCGCCCUUCUUCUUCUUCUUCUUCUUCUUCUUCACCUUCUCCUCUGUUGUUUCCGAGUCUAAGGCAGCUGCAACUCUGGAAUAUGACUAACUUGGAAGUGUGGGAUUGGGUAGCGGAAGGUUUUGCUAUGCGUCGCCUAGACAAAUUGGUCCUCCAUAAUUGCCCCAAGUUGAAGUCUCUACCGGAAGGCCUGAUCCGACAGGCAACCUGCUUAACCACAUUGAAUCUGUGGGAUGUGUGUGCUCUCAAGUCCAUCAGAGGUUUCCCUACUGUGAAACAACUGAGGAUAAGUGGUGAAUCAGAUCUGGAGAUUGUUGCUGAUCUCCCUGCACUGGAGGUCUUGGAGUUGGGCCCGUUUGGGCGUCUCAACAAUCAUUUACCAGAGUGGUUGGCGCAACAAUCAUUCACUGCGCUCCAGAGACUGGACGUAAGUGGAACCACCCAACAACUCGUCAGAUGCCUCCAAAAUGGCGCAGACUGGCCCAUGAUCGAACGCUUUCCAAUUUUUUCCAUCAGAGAUGGCCGAGGCAAUUAUAUAAACUACAUCAAGCAUUCCUGCACCUUCGACACAAACCUAGUCGAUGAUGAUGCUGUUUUUGCUGCUGUUGCUGCUGCCGAAGAAGAAGAAAAAAGAAGAAGACAUCAAUGAUCUUUGAGGGAGAUCGACAUCAUUCACGAUGUAAUUGGCAGUCAUGUCUAAUAUGAUCAUUGCAAGUGGAGCUGACCAUUGUCUGUC
Messenger RNA from Musa acuminata AAA Group (dessert banana), 4384 nucleotides. Its product is annotated as putative disease resistance protein RGA1. The transcript has 2 exons. NCBI's taxonomy places the organism in Eukaryota, Viridiplantae, Streptophyta, Magnoliopsida, Zingiberales, Musaceae. Gene Ontology annotation, molecular function: protein binding; ADP binding. The record is from RefSeq and is a predicted model, not a curated record. Gene Ontology annotation, biological process: defense response to other organism. Bases 1094 to 4297 code for a protein of 1067 amino acids.